UUAUUCCUCAACGUGGGUUUGUUGGAUCGCAUUGUAUUGACAGAUCAGUGGAACUAAAUAUAUAUCUGCGUAAGAAGUCAGUAAUGUUGAUUUAAAGUUGAUAUAAAAAUGGAUAAAAAGCGCCGUAGCGACGUCCCGGCGGAGUCGGAGCCUCCGGAGAAAAGAAAAGCUCCGGAGUUCAAUGGCACUGAAUUUAAAACCAUGCUUAGAAAUCCCACCACAGCCAUGAGGGGACUACAACAAUUCAUAUUUACUGCGAAGAAGCUGCCAUGCUCUGACAUGUAUGAUGUGGUCGAGGGUUACAUCAAAAUCUCUAUGGAGUGUUCAGAGAUAUUCAGUCUCCUAGAAGGAGAGAAGCACACAGAAACUGAGAUGAUGCUGGUUUUUGAGAGCCUAGAAGUGAUUCUUCUGAGAACAGCCAGUGACCUCUCCCACUUCAACAUGGUUGGCAUCGCAAUCGUGAAAAAGAUGGUUUCGGGCCACAUGAAACUUCUUCAAGGGUCCUUUCAGACAACAAAUCAUGGGUUUGUCCGCCAGUGCCUCAAUCUACUGUCUGCCAUGGUGUCUCAGGGUGUCGAAGCUGCCAGAGAAGUCUUAAAUCACAUUCAAAUUAAAGCAUUUCCUAAACUUGCAACAAGAAGGGAUAAAAGGGGUAAGCCUGAUGUGCGCUUAGCUUUUAUCCAGUUUGUGCUCUCCUUUUUGGUGUCUGGGAAUAAUGCAAUCAUUGGACAAAUAUUAGACUUUAAAGAGUUCCUGCCACAUAUCUUGAACACGGGUCUGAAGGAGGACAGGAUGUCAACAGUCAAUCUAAUUUUGUCAACACUGAAGUCAAGAGUUGUUUUCAACAAAGCCAUUAGUAAAACUCAGAAAGUGCGCUUCUUCACUCCUGCUGUUUUGGACAACCUUGCAUCUUUGUAUAAAUGGAAUGGGAUUGCAGAUGCUUCCAUAGAUGAUGACACAACUGCAGAGGACUCUGAUUCUUCUGGGAUAUCAGUCGUCCGGGAACUUGUUCACAGCUUUUUUCUUGACUUGUGCUGCUCCUAUAAACAUGGCAUCAGCUUUAAUGAUGCCAGCUUUGGCACAUCAGGCAGAGCGGGUAAUCUUGUCUUGCUUCAGUUUUUGGUUGGGCUGAAGCAGGCAACUGAGGAUGAUUUGGUGGCAGAUCUGGUGGUGAACGUGCUGAAAACCUGCCCAGACAUUCUGUCCAGAUAUUUCAAGGAGACUCAGUAUUCGUACACCCCGCGCCUCAGAAGUGCCUGGCAGGACAAUGUGAAGCUGCUUAAAAAGAUCUAUGAAGCUCAGCCUGAAAUCUCCACAGUUUUUCAAAGCGGUGAGAUGAUCCCUUUGCCUCGCUUGCUGUCCAUGAUUAUGGUGAUAUCUGUUCCUCCAGUUUGUAACAGAGUCUUUUUCACACAGGGCCUCAAUCUUUCCAACUCCACAGUCCAGCUUACAACUGUGUCCAUAAUGAAUUUCAUUUUGAAAAAAGCUAAUAAGAGCAUGGCGUAUCUUUUGGACAAGUCUGUGUGGCACAAAUCAGACGUGUACACAGACAGCAUGAUGGAGGAGUUGGUGCAGCAGUACAGGGAGGCACUUGGCAAGAUUUUGCCCGACAUGACAAGCAUCAUUUCAUCAUGGCAGUCACUUAGCAAGAAGAAAAACCCCGGGGGGGAGGAUGAAAAGACAAAAAGUGAAGAAUGUGUGGAACAGGCGAAUAAUGAAAAUGAACUGCCUGUUGCUGAUGCAGCUGAGGUCAUUCUGCUGAAGGCUUUGAUUCUUCAGGUCAUAUGUCUUUACCAGAAGGUGGUCCCACAUCUGGUCAUGCAAAGCAAAUUUGACUUCAGCAAACUCCUGAAAGGGAUUGUGUCUGAAAAGGGAAUGAGGCAAGAAAUCCCGCCCAUCUUACAGUAUCAGAUACUUCAGUUGGCCUUAGAUCUUCCUGCCAGCAAGUUUUCCUGGUGUCGCAUUCAGGAUGUUGCAUGCUCUGAAUCAUCAUCUGGAGAGAAGUCAGUACUUUACCUGCUUCUAAAAAUGUUUGUGAGCAGCACCAACAGCAGCAGCUUCCUCAGAUCCUCCACACAGAAGCUGAUUCUAAAAGUGCUGAAGGACACUGGGGUAUUUGAGUACACACUGUCUGAGGUUGAGCUGUGGCUGGAACAGUUGGCCAGACUAGAACCAAACCAGCAAGAGACAGUUAUUCCAUUUUUGGAAAGGAUUUUGAUUAAACUGGUGGGCAGUUCCCAUGAAUACACAGAUAAAGUUGCCAACUUCGUCCAGGAGGCAAGUCAGCUGCAGGCUAAUCUGAGUAAUCAGGAGGGGGACGCCGUCAGUAUUCCAAUAUCCCACAUAGACGAUGUCUUGGACAUGGUGGAUGUGAUUAUGGAAGGUAAUGAUGGUGAGAUGGAGGAGUUUGGACCAUCUUUGAGUGAAGACCUCAUUGUUCAAACUUUCCCGUUCAGUGCCUUGGUCCCUGCUGCUCUUGAAGCUCGAAACAAUCUUCCAGCAGAUAAAGGGGUGGUAUGUGAGUAUUUGUCUGCAGUGCUCUUAGAUGUGCUGCACUCUCAGAGAGAGCCACUCCCUCUCUGUCUGAGUUUGCUGCAGUACGAUAAAGAGCUUGCAUCCUCCCAACUCCCUGCUUCUGUUCAUCAAUCCAUCAUACACUUUCAUCAGUAUUAUUCCAUGUGGCUGCCACAGGAGAGCCACGAACAACUGUUUAAGUCUUCUGAAUGCCUUACAAAAGAACUGUCAGCCCCCUCAUCAUGCUCUUCACUACUGAAAGCUGCAUACAUCCAGGGACCAGGGGCUUUGCUUGAAGAUGCCUUCAGGCAAAAUAUAGAAAAGACUUUAGCUUCCAUGCCAAUGUCAGAGUUUUCACUUGUUACCAAACAGAUUUUACUCUACGUUAAAUCAACUGUGGAAAACUUUGGCAAGUUCUCCAAGGACAUUAGAGGAGCUCUUCUGGGGAUCUUGAUGGGAAUGCUUCAAGAAUUAGUAACUAAACUGCAAAGCUUUGUGGAGACUUCAGAUUCUGAACCAGCUGCAGAGACGCAGAAAGAAUCAGAUCUCUUUUUGGAAGUCAACCAGUCGCCAACAGUCGAGGCCAGCAAAGAGCAGGUUCUUGUUUCAGUUCUGGCCUCCAUCUUUAAGCACCCGUGUUUGGAGCAGUGGUUUCUGGCUCUGGAGCUGGCUGCGUUUCCUCCUCACUCUUUGAAACCUGUUGCUCUAAAGCACUUGUGUGCUCAGAUGACGGAUAAUACUCUGACCCUGCUGAAGAUAAGUGCUCCUGCUCUUUAUGAUCUGAGUCACCUGGAGCUGCUUUGUAGUUACAUGGGGGCUUUAGAAAAAGCCACUCUGAAGGAAUUACAGGAAAAGUGUUCUCGGCCUCCAAAAACACACUCCAGAACUUUGCAGGCACUCUUGUUUUUGCACAACUACAUGGACUCCCGUGUUCUAAGAGAAGUGGUGUCCCGGCUGCUCCUCCUCCCUCAUGACAGCCUCAUCUCUCCCAGCAGUGAGGGGACGCAGCCAGAGCUCAGUGUUUACGGCCAAGUAGCUCUGCAAAUCCUCACCAAGUGUACGUCUACUUCUUAUCAAGACCACGGCAGAUUUCUGACACAGGCACACCUUCAUGGCCUCGGCACCCUCCUCGUGUCCUGCUCCAGCCCUGAGCUGGAAGCUUUGCUGCUCCAGACUUUGUCCUCCAAUCCAGGCAGUGCCAAGUUAAUCCACACAGAUGUGCUGCUCCACUGUCUACAGAAGCCUGUCCAAAAUACUCUGGCUAUCAGCGCUCUGCUGCUGGAAAACUGCUCUUCUCAUCGCCUCCGCUUUGAAGUCUGGUGCCUAGAAUCCACAAAUAUGGAGAAGAUGUUGAAUACAAAAGCCUUCCUUCCUCUAGUUAACACGUAUUUGCAGGUGGCAAGUAAAGAGGACCCAGCCAGACCUAAAGAUGUGCAAAAAGAUGUUUUAAAAGCUUUGAAGCAAACACUGCUUCCCAAACUGUCCUGGAGUAUUCUGGAGAACCAGGGCGAGGACUCUGGAGUCCAGUUAGUAGAAACUGCUACGAGUCUCAUCAAGCUCUCUGCAGACAGGAACGACAUUGAGGAUCUGAUCACCAAUCUUCCAGAUUCUCUUCAAAAUAUAGACAACUACGAAAGAUGGCAGCUUGUUGAUUUAAUCUCAGAGAAACUUGCUGAUUGCCCAGUUGAACAAGAAAAAUGGAGAAAGUCUGUCAUGACUUCAGCCCUCAAGUGUCUGAUGGCUUCAUACUGCCACAUAAAAGAUCAUGCUGCCUCCCCAUCAACCCAGGAACAGAGCAUCUUAAAACGACUGCAACAACUUAUGACGUCUCCUGAAAACGUAGCUGCUUCUGAUUGGAACAGUUUUGUCAAAAAUGGGCUGAGAAAUCGCUACGGUGAUCACCAUUUCCUAAAUACUUUAAGUAACUUGUUGGAACUGAUGUAUGGAAGCAGUGAGAUCCAAAAGGACCUGAUAUCAUUAUCCACCCUGCAUAUGAUGACCAGCAGCCAUUCUCAGUUUCUGCCCACCUUGUUGGACUCCAGAGAAGAGCCCAACAAGUCUCAAGCUAAAGAGGCGCUGAUAUCCCUUCUUUACUGUCUGGUGAAGAAGUGCCCGACGGUCUGUAACACCAAUCACUUUGUUGUACUUCUGGCAGCAUACAGAGCCACACUUUCUGCUUCAGAUCAAAAGCUGUUGCUGCUUCUUCAGGAAUAUGAAAAAAACCAAGUCAGCCUGCUUAAAUUUCAAUCUUUCUUGUGGGGCCCUGCUGCUGUGGAGCAUCACAAAACCAGGAAAAGCCUGGGAGCCUCUCUGUGGAAGCAGCCGAGCUCAAACGAUGUGUUGGCGCUGCUGAACACAGACAUGAUGAGCCAAACUAUUUUAAAGUUUCCUCAGCAGCGCACAAUCUUCCCUCAGGACAGUACAGAGCUGCUGUACAGUAGUGAUGCAGUGGAGGAUCUUGGAAGUUUGUAUGAUCCAUGUUUUCUUUUGCCUCUGUUCAGUGCCAUCUUGCGACCAGAGUGUGUUAUUGACUGCCUCAAGUUUGCAUCCAGCCACGCUCUCGGAGUAACUUUAAUGGCUCUAAGUAGCUACGACCCGAAUAUAAGAGCUGCAGCGUAUCAUGUGCUUACCUGUUUUUACCACCACCUGGAGGCUGCUCGCUUCAGAGAGAAGAGACAGCUGCUUUAUUUAAUGACUGUUGUCAAGAACGGGAUUCGAAGGCAGAAUCAAAGAGUUCCAUUCGUUUUGGCUUCUUACAUCAACAAAGUGGCUCAGUUGAUGCUCAGACCUGAGGACCACAUGUAUGUGGUGUUAAACAGGUUUCUGCUGGGCCACCAGGAUUUGGACUUGAUGCGAAUCCCGAAUUUCUACAAUCUUUUUUGUGGCUUUGAAUUAGAGUACAAGAUUGAACAAGAAUGGAUCUUGAAUGUGCUUGAGGAAGGGAUAAACGAUGGACGCAGUUUUGAAAUAUGUAACCAACAAGGCGUCUUUAAGGUUCUGUUGGGCUUCAUCAGCAGCCCUCUGUGUAGUGAAUACUUCCAGACUCAAAUCAUCAGGGUGUUGUGUCAUGCUGCCCGUGUGACAAAAGCAGCUUAUGGUCUCAUUAGGAACUGUGGACUGCUGAGCUGGAUGUUACAAGUAGUCGAGAAAAGAAAUCUAAACCAGCAGCUGUUAUGCUCCUUGAUUGAUCUGCUCCAUGGGCUGUGGUUUACUGUCCUUGGGCAAAAGGAAAAGAAGGUUAAUGAGGUCACGUCUUCUACUGAUGAGAGUUUUCAGAGCUUAAUGAAAUGUGUUCCACUUCCAUUCAUCAGUGAGUUCCUCUGUGUGUCACUGGCCAUCAACAGACACCUCAGGUUGGGCGUGAAGGCCACCCACCUCAGCCUGUUUGCGCGGACUCUUUGCUCGUUGCUGACGCACCGGGCGACAGCUCUCUGUUUAAACAAACAAGCCGACCGCCUCACGCUCCGUCCACAGCCACUCUCUUGUACCGAAACCCUCUCUCUGCUCCUCUCCUGGGCCUCCCUGUCCCAGUGCACCGCUCUUCUCACCAAAAUACAAGCCUUGUCAGAAAAACACAAGCUAAAGGAGCUCACAGGUUGGGGGAGGUUUAAGGUGCGAGGUAAAAGCCACGUCUAUCAAGGCAGCAGACGAGAUGUGAACUCACCAGAGGACAGCAAGACUCUAGAGGGGAGUCUCCUGACAGAUUGUAAAGUUCACCUCAGCAGGAUCUUUGUUCACUGGGAGCCCGUGUCUCACCUCUCAGAACCCCAGGCAGAUCAGUCCGGAGACAAACUGGACCCCAGUGAGUUGGCUGGUGACACUGCACUCCUGCUCACUGAGUGGUCCCUGAGGUGGCUGGUGGAGAACCCCUCUGAUGAAAGCGCAACAAGAGAGUUCCUUCACUGGUUUAAAAAGGCCGUGAUGAAACACAAGAAAAUCAAAAAUGCCGUGAUGCUCGAUUUCGACUUGAAAGCCGACCUCCUUCAGCUCUUCCACCUCACCGUUGAAACUCGGUGUCACUCCAGCUUUGAAACAAGAGUAGAAACGUUGCAGCUUUUUACCAACAUUAUGAUCGGUUUACUAGAGAUGCAAGGCCACCCUUCAGAUCUCCAUCAGUCAGUUCUCUCUGCCUGCUUGUCUCAUCAAGAUCAGUCAAGAUGUGAAGCAGGACUGUUUCUGUUGUCGAUGUACAUCCAUGAGCUGUGGAGUGGAGCCGCCUCAGCAGAACUGUUCCUGUCUCACGUUCGUUUGGUGACCGGAGUCAAGAGCAAAAACAAAAAGGUCUCCACAUCAUCAAAAACUCAGCCAGCCAUCAGAGCGAUCUGUAACGACAUCAUCGCCAUGAAAAGAUAAAUGGAAAAUUUGGACACUUGUAAAAAGUAGACUGUGCUUUUACAAACCAAUAAAUUUAGCUGACUUUCAUUUUGAUGUUAUUUAGUUCUUUAUAUGAAAUGUUACAUUUUGAAAUCUGUUUUCAUGCGAGGUUUCUCUUGUGACGCAGACGUUAUUGUGUGAUGAAAUUGUAAAAAUGUGAUGAGGAGAAAUAAAUGUCUUCUCCAUGAUUUAAGACAAAAAUAUUUCUGCCUUUUUUAAAAUAAAGAUUGUCACAAACAUACUGUUUGAAACACAAAAUCAAUGUUAUAACGCCUUUGUUUAAAAAGCAGCCUUGUACUUUGUCAAGAAAUUGGUUGGGACAAGUAAUUAUUAACUUUUUUUAUGUAAAAGUAAAAAUAUUUCAAUCUUUGUAGUCUCCCUUGUCACCUCAUUUUGGAAAAUAUAUAUUAAGAGUGCAAACCUUCAAGCAUUUGAUCCUCUGUGGUGUCCUCUGAGUUUGUGUAUCCUGCAAUAAACAAAAUGCAAAAAAUGUUCAUCAACAUAUGGCUUCAAAAUAAAAAAAUAAUACACGUUUA
Molecule: messenger RNA, 7424 nt
Organism: Austrofundulus limnaeus
Lineage: Eukaryota; Metazoa; Chordata; Actinopteri; Cyprinodontiformes; Rivulidae
Gene: urb1
Product: URB1 ribosome biogenesis homolog
Exons: 39
Coding region: 109-6867 (2252 amino acids)
Biological process (GO): maturation of 5.8S rRNA from tricistronic rRNA transcript (SSU-rRNA, 5.8S rRNA, LSU-rRNA); maturation of LSU-rRNA from tricistronic rRNA transcript (SSU-rRNA, 5.8S rRNA, LSU-rRNA)
Cellular component (GO): nucleolus
Source: RefSeq, a predicted model, not a curated record